AUGGAUUCCAUAGCUAUUGUAAUUUUAAAGACUCCGUUUAUUUUGAAAGAUUCUAUUCAAUUAGUUCCAAUCGUAGAGAAAAUUGACUAUCUCAUAACUUCUCAAUGUGUACAUGUUAAACCGGGAAAUUCACAAGAUAUAGAUGAAGCUAUUUUUUAUUACGGAUCAUUUAAUAAAGAUGCCUUCAAUUAUCAAGCAAAGUUCGAUAAAACUACUCUUAUUUCAAAAUCUGCAUUCGAAAACCCACAAUUUCUUAAGAUUAAAAAUAAAACAUCUUUAUACAAGUUUAUUUCAAACCAAGAUCAUGACAUACAGAUUUUUCAUAAUACAGAUGAGCAAUACCUGGGAACUCCUAUACUUUGUCCUCAUUUAAUAAAUCCAAAAAUGUAUUUUCAAGUUGGAAUAGCUAAUUAUUUUUUCCUUGUAAAUUCAAAAACGAAAGAUUUUGUUAACAGCAAAAAAAUACUGUAUUAUAUCAAUAUUGUCGAUCGAUUAUACGAGAUACACAGGAAAAUUCGUAAAAUCUUGAAACUAUAGUUUUCCCAACUAGUGUCCGAAUUUAACACCAGAGAUAAUUGUAAGUUUCUAUUUUUUCUCUUUAUCUGAUUAUAAAGUUUUCUAAUUCAUUCAUUAAUUUAUUCUCUGCUUUUGAAAUUUAGUA
Molecule: messenger RNA, 661 nt
Organism: Chelonus insularis
Lineage: Eukaryota; Metazoa; Arthropoda; Insecta; Hymenoptera; Braconidae
Exons: 3
Coding region: 1-537 (178 amino acids)
Source: RefSeq, a predicted model, not a curated record